Messenger RNA from Nelumbo nucifera (sacred lotus), 3666 nucleotides. RefSeq names its product Transducin/WD40 repeat-like superfamily protein (gene DAW1). Lineage: Eukaryota; Viridiplantae; Streptophyta; Magnoliopsida; Proteales; Nelumbonaceae. The record is from RefSeq and is a predicted model, not a curated record. Gene Ontology annotation, cellular component: cytoplasm; plasma membrane. Gene Ontology annotation, biological process: exocytosis; Golgi to plasma membrane transport. Gene Ontology annotation, molecular function: GTPase activator activity; myosin II binding; syntaxin binding.
CUCUCUCUAGUUUCCAGUUUCCAUCCUUCAAACCCUCGAUCGUUUUUAAUUCCUCUUUCAGGCGAUUCUCACAACGCAGGCAAAGUUUGCUUCUUAGGGUUUCUUUCUUCGUCGAACAUCAGAAUCAGCAUCUUUUUAAGUUCCGUGGAGACUUCUCUGAGAAGUAGUAUAGUCCUAGUAGGAGUGUCUUCUAAUGUUCGUCAAAAAGCUCGUUGAGAAGGCUUCGAAGAAGCCUGCAGGUGGAAAUUUUAACGGUAUAAAAUCUGAUGACGUAAAUCCACGCUUGGUAUUCCAUUAUGGAAUUCCAGCAGGAUCCAUAUCAUUGGCUUACGACUCUAUUCAAAAAAUCCUUGCAAUUUCUACAAAAGAUGGCCGGAUCAAAUUAUUUGGAAAGAGUAAUACUCAGGCUCUACUGGAAUCUAAUGAGGCAGUUCCAAGCAAGUUUCUCAAGUUUAUUGAGAAUCAGGGCAUCCUUCUAAAUGUAACUAUACAAAACCGCAUUGAGGUCUGGGACAUAAGGAGGAAACAAUUAUCUCAUGUGCACAGCUUCAAAGAAGAAAUUACCUCUCUCACAGUCAUUCAACAGACUCUCUACAUGUAUGUAGGGGAUUCUGGUGGAAAUAUUUCAGUUCUAAAGCUUGACCAAGAAUCAUGUCAACUGGUACAGAUGAAAUACUAUAUUCCUUUCUCAGCAACUCAUGGGAAUAACACUGAAGUGGCAAGUGAAACUGCUGUAGUGCACAUACUGCCCCAACCAAUGGCUGAAAGCAAGAGGGUUCUUAUAAUAUUUAGAGAUGGUCUUAUUACCCUAUGGGAAAUUCAGGAAUGUAAAGUCAAUUUUGUAACAGGUGGAAAUAUUCUGCAUUCAUUACGUCAUGAAACAAAGCAAGUAACUUCUGCCUGCUGGGCAUGCCCCUUUGGAAGUAAAGUUGUUGUUGGAUAUGGGAAUGGAGAGAUUUUACUCUGGAACAUUCCUACAAUUGCAAAUUUAAAAAGUGAAUUACUAGCAGAUAGGGAAGAAGUAUGUUUUGCCCAAAAUGUUCCUCUUAGAAAACUUAAUCUUGGGUAUAAGAUGGACAACAUUCCUAUAGUUUCAUUAAAAUGGGCAUAUGCAAAUGGAAAGGCAAGUCGGUUAUAUGUCAAUGGUGCAUCUUCUGCAUCCACAAACUCAUUACAGGUAAUAACUCUGAAUGAGAAUACGGAUGCCCAUACAAUUAAAUUGAUGCUUCCGCUGCCAGAACCUUGCAUAGACAUGGAAAUCAUUUCAUGCACUGGCGACCCAAACAAACAUAAACAGGAUUCUCUUGUGGUUCUAUUGAAGUCAGGUCACCUGUAUAUUUAUGAUGAUUUUACAAUUGAACAGUAUCUAUUACAAUGUCAAUCAAGGUCACCACCAUCAAUUCCAAGGGAGGUUCCAGUAAAACUGCCUUUUGUUGAUUCAAGCAUAACCGUGGCAAAAUAUAUUACAGAUAACAGAAAUCUUUUAAGAUCUCUGAAUGAGGAUUAUGUUUCAAUGGCAAAAGAUUUUCCACAGCUUCUUCCAACUGAUAUGAAAGGAAAUGAUAGGCAUCACUUAAGUUCUUCACACUUCAGUGGGUUUGAAAAGAUUAGAAACUUAUAUAUAACAGGGCAUUGCAAUGGAUCUAUAAAUUUUUGGGAUUUGUCAUGUCCCUUUCUGCUUCCAAUUGCAUCAAUAAAGCAACAGAGUGAAGAUGAACAUUCUUUGAGUGGAAUUCCUGUGACAGCACUGUAUUUUGAUAGCACCUCUUGGGUUCUUGUUUCUGGAGAUCAGAAUGGAGUGGUUCGCAUCUUCAAAUUGAAACCCAAGCAUUUUUCUACAGAGACCAAUAUCUUAUCUCUACAAGACAAUAUCAGUGCAAUAAAAAUUGCAUCCAACCCCAUCUUCCAUGAGAGCACCAAACACAUAGAAGUUGAUUGCCACUUCAUUUGCGAUCUCCUUCUUGAGGGAAGUACAAAAAAGGGAAGCAGUCAAAUAAUCCUUAGUGUUAAACUCAUUAAGAUUAAUAGAGCUGUGCUUUCUAUCAACACAGACUGCAGUUCAAGAUAUCUUGCUGUUGGUUCUGACCAGGGAUAUAUUUCACUCAUUGACAUGGAAGGGCUCACUGUAUUAUUUCAAAAACACAUUGCAAGUGAAUUCAGUAAUGAUGUCAUCUCUCUAGAGUUUAAUGCAUGCAGAUUCCAUGGUUUUGAGAAGAAUGUGUUAUUUGUAGCAACAAAAGACUCGUCAGUUUUGGCUCUUGAGAGUGACAGUGGGAACACUUUGAGCACUAGUAUGGUCCAUCCUAAGAAACCCUCCAGAGCUCUUUUCAUGAAGACAUUGGGUGGACAGGAUAUGUCAGACAAUAUGGAAAUAUGGAAAGCAAAUUCUGUCGAGGAUAGUAGAUCCAAGCAAUCACUGCUACUAUUUUGUUCUGAGAAAUCUGUAUAUCUAUAUUCUUUAAUGCAUGUGGUUCAGGGAGUUAAGAAGGUGUACCAAAAGAAAAAAUUUCAUGAAAGUUGUUGCUUUGCAUCAACAUUAUGCACCCCUCAGUUUGAUGGUGGCCUAAUUCUCCUGUUCACAAGUGGUAAAAUUGAAAUAAGGUCCCUUCCAGAAUUAUAUCUUCUAAAGGAAACCUCAAUACGGGGUUUUACAUUAUCAAAUUCAAAGCCAAACUCAAGAUCUAAUAGUUCAAUUUCAAUAUGCUCUUCAUCUAGUGGAGAACUUGUUCUGGUGAAUGCAGACCAGGAAGUCUUCUUUGUCUCAAUUUUCCAGCAGAAGGAGAUCUAUAGGCUUUUGGACCCUAUUAGUGAGGUUUACAAGAAUGAUGUGAUGGAUCUACAUGAUGACCCUGCUUCUGGAUCUUCAAUCUGUAAAGAAAAGAAAAAGGGCAUAUUCAGUUCUAUUAUUAAAGAUAUAAAAGGAAAUAAAGCAUCGCACAAUCUAUAUGUGGAAGCUGAAGAUUCCAGAGCAACUAUUGAGGAAUUGUCAGCCAUAUUUUCAACUGAUAAUUUUCUAUUGACUUCUGAAAAGAUGGAAGAAAUUUCUACAAAUGAUAAUGAAAUUGAGUUAAGUAUAGAUGAUAUCAACCUUGAAGAUCCAGAUGAGAAACCCAGGGGGCAUAACAUGGUUGCAUCUAAUAAGCAGAAGUUGAGCAACAAAUUUCAUGAAAUUAAAGGUAAACUGAAACAAAUAAAGGUCAGAAAUGAAAAAACUUCAUCAAAAGAGGAGCAUGAAGAUGAGAAGGUCAGUGCAAUUGAUCAAAUCAAGAAGAAAUAUGGCUUCCCUUUGACUGGUGAAUCAUCAAUUGCUAAAAUGGCAGAAAACAAGCUUAGCAACAAUUUGAGGAAGUUGCAGGGAAUCAGCAUGCGGACUUCAGAGAUGCAGGACACAGCUCAAUCAUACUCAGCGUUGGCAAAAGAGGUGCUGCAGAUUGCUGAACAGAAUAGGCGAAGCUUGUAAACCUUCUAGGCCCUGUGUUAUAUUUAACUUUGAUUUAACAAGUGUGUUGUUUGUUUCCUUUUUUUUUUCCUUAUACAUUUGUUCACAGUGAUAAAUAAGAACGCCAAUUUCACCGGUGAAGGAGCCUUUUUCUUCCCUAUUGUCAUAUAGACAUACACUAUUAUUUCUAAUUUUUUGAAAUGGCCUAAGAAAGAACUAUGUUAAUG